AUGGAUCAAGACUUGAACCAAACCUCAAGAACAUCAUCUUCUCCAAGAAAAAGAAGAUUGCGUCGCUCUAGAAGCGUCCCUCGUGGUGGUGAUUCUGUGUCCAAUGACCAAAAUAUCAAAAUCAAUGCAGCUGCUGACAUCAAUGGAGAUGAAGUGGUUGGCUCUGCUGUUCCAUUAUUCACAAAGAUUGAUCUUGAAGUAGCUGACAUCAAUGGAGAUGGAGUCGUUGGAGCUGCGGAGUUUAUGGUAUAUAGACUAAAACAAAUGAACAAGAUUGAUCAGGAAGAUAUCAUUAAGAUAACAAAAGAGUUUGAGAGACUCGAUGUCGAUGAAUCCGGAACUCUGACAGAUUCUGACAUUGAUCUUGCUCAGACAAACUCUCACAUCCAAAGCUCUGUUAUUCCAAGAUUCACAAAGAUUGAUCUUGAAGCAGCUGAUCUUGAAGGAGAAGGAGUCGUUGGAGUUGCAGAGUUUCUUGUGUAUAGACUGAAAGAAAUGGACAAGAUUGAUCAGGAAGAUAUUAUUGGGAUUAUGGAAGAAUUUGAGAAACUCGAUCUUGAUGAAUCUGGGACUUUGACCACUUCUGACAUCGUUCUUGCUCAUCAGAAUACAUGA
Messenger RNA from Microthlaspi erraticum, 615 nucleotides. The record is from the annotation of a GenBank genome assembly. Lineage: Eukaryota; Viridiplantae; Streptophyta; Magnoliopsida; Brassicales; Brassicaceae.